This is a messenger RNA of Nelumbo nucifera (sacred lotus), 2161 nucleotides long. Lineage: Eukaryota; Viridiplantae; Streptophyta; Magnoliopsida; Proteales; Nelumbonaceae. The record is from RefSeq and is a predicted model, not a curated record.
CCUCGACCAGAAUAAUUGAUGAAGAUUGUCGCGAGAUUUUUCUUUUCGCGACCAACUACGAAUUGCUUCUGUUUGAUCUCAAAUAAAUGGCGAUUCAGAUUUCCGAUCAAAGAUCCGACCGUUCAGAAUGAGGAAAAAUGAAACCUUCACUUAUUAUCCAAAUUUCAGCUCGAUCGGAGGGUGAAUACAAAAUGGGCGACGAUGAAUCUUCUCAUCCUCCUUUCAGCUUCAACUUCUUUUGUUCUUGCAGUAGUUCUGCUUCCUGUUUUGGAUACAAGAUGGUGGACUUUGAAAUCAUCUAUAGUGGCGGAUUUGGUUGUCACGAAUGCGGUCAUCUACACCAGUGAUUCCUCUCUCCCAUAUGCCGAAGCCAUGGCUGUUCGAAAUGGAAGGAUUCUCCGCGUCGGGAAUUAUUCAUCUGUUCAGGAUUUAAUAGGCCAUGGGACUGAAGAGUUGAAUCUUCGGGGGAAGGUUGUGGUUCCAGGAUUUAUUGAUUCUCACCUACACCUUAUUUGGGGAGGUUUGCAGAUGGCUCAAGUAGAUCUCCAUGGUGUGAAUAAGAAAGAUGAAUUUAUAAAAAAAAUCAAAGAAGCUGUGAGAGAUAAUCAUCAAGGUAGCUGGAUAUUAGGUGGUGGAUGGAACAAUGAUUUAUGGGGAGGAGAGUUGCCAGUGGCAUCUUGGAUUGAUGAUGUUGCACCUAAUAAUCCUGUUUGGUUAUCAAGGAUGGAUGGUCACAUGGGUUUGGUCAACUCAGUGGCACUGAAGAUAGCUGGGAUUACUAACAGCACAGAAGAUCCUGUGGGUGGAACUGUCCUGAAAACUCCUAGUGGAGAGCCCACAGGGUUGCUAGUUGACUCUGCAAUGAGCAUUGUGAAAUCCUUGAUUCCUGAGGUCUCUGUAGAUGAGAGGAGAGAUGCUUUACUAAGAGCAAGCAAAUUUGCAUUGAUGAAGGGAGUGACAACAGUUGUUGAUUUUGGGAGAUAUUUGCCUGGUGUAUCACCAGAACUUGUUUGGGAAGAUUUUUCAGAUGUUCACAGAUGGGCUGAUUCUAGUGGGAAAAUGCUGAUUAGAGUUUGCUUAUUCUUCCCAGUGGAGACAUGGUCACGUUUAGUUGUAAGAUGUUUUGAUCUGUUUCAUAAGACUGGUCGAGUCAUUAGCCAAUGGAUCUAUUUGGGUGGUGUUAAGGCUUUUGCUGAUGGCUCCUUGGGUUCCAACAGUGCACUUCUCUAUCAGCCUUAUGUCGAUGAACCCUUCAAUUAUGGCCUUCAAGCGACGGAUUUAGAUAGUCUUUUCAACAUGACGGUGGAAGCGGACAAAUCAGGACUUCAGGUUGCUAUUCAUGCCAUAGGUGAUAGAGCAAAUGACUUGAUACUGGGUUUAUAUGAUUCUGUAGCAUCUGCAAAUGGGAAUAGAGACCGAAGAUUCAGGAUUGAACAUGCUCAGCAUUUGGCUCCUGGAGCAGCAGAUCGGUUUGGUCGACAAAGUGUCAUUGCUUCGGUGCAGCCAGAUCACCUACUAUAUGAUGUUGAUUCUGGAGAAAAGAAACUUGGGAAGAUCCGGGCUCAAACAGAAUCAUAUCUGUUUCGCUCACUCUUAACUGGAAAUGCACUAUUAGCAUUUGGUUCUGAUUGGCCAGUUGUGAGCAUUAACCCUUUGGGUUCGAUCAAGACUGCAAUGAAGAGAAUACCUCUUGGAUGGAAAGAUGCUUGGGUUCCUUCUGAGUGUGUUACAAUGACUGAUGCUUUGAAUGCGUAUACCAUUUCAGCUUCUCAUGCAAUUUCCCUUGAUAAUGAAUUGGGAUCCCUAUCUCCUGGCAAAUUGGCAGAUUUUGUUGUAUUGUCCACUGUUUCAUGGGAUAACUUUGCUGCUGAGGCAUCUGCAUCUGUUGAGGCCACUUAUGUUGGUGGUGUUCAGGCUUAUCCCUGAGACAGUGAUUCUAGUGUGGUGAGGUGUGAGAAAUACUUUUUUGAAGCGAAGAUUAACAGACUGAGGAUCAAGGAUUUAGGUUGUAAAUUAUGUUGGUAGUCGGUACUUGGUGCUAUCAUGUGACAAUACUCUGCAACCAUAACUGGUUUAUUUGAAAUUUUGAAUAAGCGCAAACAUGGGGAAGUGCAGCAUGUAUUAUCACAUGAAUGAUAUUAUUGGUUUGUUGUGCGUCUCA